GGUUUCUUCGAUGGAAAAUCCUUUUCUGUAUGCCCAAUCUUUCUGAACUCGUAGCAUAUCGUAGGAGGGUGACCAUUGAUGUACCACCAGAUAGUGAUCGAGGAUUAACCAGGGUCCACCUGCCUGACCUCUCAAGUAAUCCUGAUCGUCGCCAAAGGUCGCGAGGAAUGUAUCGUUGUUCAGAUCCAUGAUUUCAAGGGAGCUUACUGGUC
Molecule: messenger RNA, 212 nt
Organism: Linum tenue
Lineage: Eukaryota; Viridiplantae; Streptophyta; Magnoliopsida; Malpighiales; Linaceae
Source: the annotation of a GenBank genome assembly